Messenger RNA from Colletotrichum destructivum, 1628 nucleotides. Its product is annotated as Putative ER-bound oxygenase mpaB/mpaB'/Rubber oxygenase, catalytic domain-containing protein. The record is from RefSeq and is a predicted model, not a curated record. Lineage: Eukaryota; Fungi; Ascomycota; Sordariomycetes; Glomerellales; Glomerellaceae. The coding region runs from base 327 to 1628 and encodes 433 amino acids. The transcript has 5 exons. Gene Ontology annotation, molecular function: oxidoreductase activity.
AUUUUCUUUGCCCUCCCUAUGAAAUCCAGACAUUCCAGGCUUGACUAGCCAAUCAGAUUUGACCAGGCCGUUCACUUCUUGGCACCUACCCCAAUUGUUGACGCAGAUACGACAUUGCCGUUCCUGCAGUCUAGACAGCAAAGUCUCCUGGCUAAGAGCGGAUUGGAUUGCCGACAAUGAAACAAAACAGAGACUGGGACCAAAUACGACUUCCUUAAGCCUUGUCUAUCAAUUUCACCUUUGGACUGCAGUUGCAGCAGCAUCAAACCGCAAACCUGCAAUACUACUGGGUUGAAACUUCAAGAACAGUAUUGGCUGUACUCGUUAUGGACACUGAGAUGCCUAACCUCACUCACCUGGGUUCACCGAUUACCCAGAUGGCCCCCUCACACCUCUUUGGCUACGCCGCCCUCGUUUCCAAGUCCUGGGCAAGCACCACAAUAGCUGUGGCGCUUGUUGCAGGAUGGGUGGCCUUGUGUGCUUCGCUCCGCUUUAGACGCAUCGCCAACUUCCAGAAGAAGAUAGGCUUCACCGAUCGCGGCUCCCUGGCGAGCAUGACCAACAGCCAGGCUCAUCUCAUCAUCAAGAACCUGAUUGAAUUCGAAUUCCCCAAGAUGUACAUACUGUCUCUCCAGUUCGCAAUCUUCAAGACCUACGGUUUUGAGUCUGUGUCCAGGCUCAUUGUCGCUACCAAGAACUUGGCCGAUCCUGCCAACGCCCAAAAAAGAUACGAGGACACCACUGUUCUCUUUGGCGAAUUCUCCCUAAAUCCUCCCACCUCAGAGCGUGCCCUCAAGGCUAUCUCCCGCAUGAACUACCUACACAGCCGCUAUGUAGCUGCCGGCCAGAUUUCCAACGCCGACUUUCUCUAUACCCUGGCUGUCUGUGUUACCGAGCCCAUCCGCUUCAUGCGCCUCUACGAGUGGAGGGCCCUCACUGACAUGGAGAUCUGCGCCAUUGGUACGCACUGGAAAGCCAUCGGCGACGCCAUGGAUAUCCAAUACAAAGGCUUCCUUCGCCGGCAGUCCUGGGCCGACGGUAUCGAGUUCGUCGAGGACAUAACCGCCUGGGCCGCCGAAUACGAGAUCGCCGAAAUGAAACCCGCCAGGGUCAACCUUCAGGCAAGCUCCCAGCUAACUGAGAUGCUCCUCUUCCAUGUCCCCGACUUCGCCAAGUCGUUUGCUCGGGAGGUGUUGUAUGUUCUCAUGGGAGACCGCGUUCGUGCUGCUUUCUGCUUCCCCGAACCCGGCAUCGUCGCAUGCCUCACCGCCUACGCAGCCCUCGUCGUUCGCCGCUUCAUCGUCCGCCACCUGAUGCUGCCGCGCUUCAUCCCCGUCAUUUUCUUCUCGGAACCGAACCCUGACACAGGUCGCAUUCUGCACCAUGACUACCUCGUCCACCCGUAUUACAACCCAGCCACUUUCUGGAACCGCUGGGGGCCCAUCGGUCUCGCGACCCGGCUUCUGGGAGGAACGGUGCCCGGCCCGGAGAAGAUGAUGCCGCAGGGCUUCUUGUUCGAGGAUAUUGGCCCCAAGGAUAAGAUGGGCAAGGGCUCCGCUGAGCUGGCCGAGGGCGUCGAGCUGCUCCAGGGUCUUCGACGUGGCGCCUGCCCUUUUUCUGCUCCUUGA